AUGGCGCAGUCUCCGAUGCUCUCGUGCCCGCUGAAGCAGACCAACGAGAUUGAUUGGAUCCAGCCCCUAAAGGAUUACAUUCGCCAGAGCUAUGGCGAGGAUCCCGAGCAAUACAAUCAAGAAUGCGCGACCCUCAACCGGCUUCGCCAGGACAUGAGGGGAGUAGGGAAAGACAGCGCUAUUGGUCGUGAUCUAUUAUAUCGUUACUACGGUCAGCUGGAGCUGUUGGACCUCAGGUUUCCUGUCGAUGACAACAACGUCAAGAUCUCGUUCACAUGGUACAAUGCUUUUACCCAUACGUCUACCACUCAAUACUCCCUGGCAUACGAAAAGGCAUCUAUUAUCUUUAACAUCGCCGCCAUCCUAUCUUGCCAUGCUGCCAACCAAAGCCGGGCCGACGAUACCGGUCUCAAGACCGCCUAUCACUCUUUCCAGGCAUCCGCCGGGAUGUUUACAUAUAUUAAUGAGAACUUCGUACAUCCGCCAUCCACCGACCUGAAAGUGGACACCGUCCAGACACUAAUACAUGUCACGCUAGCUCAAGCCCAAGAGGUGUUUUUUGAGAAACAAGUGGCAGAUCAAAGGAAGUCUGGCCUCUUAGCCAAGCUGGCUGGACAGGCAGCGUACCUCUACUCACAGGGUGUCGAAAAAAUGCAAAAUUCGGUCGAGAAGAAUGUGUUUGACAAGGUCUGGACGAUUUUUGUGCAGGCCAAGGCAUCACACAUGGGGUCCAUAGCAUCAUAUUACCAGGCGAUUGCAGACAGCGAGAGCGGAUCUCAUGGAGUUGCUAUUGCUCGUUUACAGAUGGCUGAUAGGCAGUCCACCACUGCUCUAAGCUGGGCAAAGACAUUCCCCUCAUCGCCUCCAGCGAACACCAACUUGACGGCAGAAUCGUGGUCCUCACUCGUGGACCUUAUCAAGCAUAAUCAAACAAAUGUGCAAGCUUUACUUACCACCAUGGUCAAAGACAAUGACUUUAUCUACCACCAACCAGUGCCCAAUGAGGCCGGUCUUUCACCAGUUGCUAGGGUUACUGCUGCCAAGGCGAUUCCGGUCAGCGAAUUGUACCAGGGACAAGAUAUUCAACGAAUCACCGGGCCAGACAUCUUUCAAAAACUGAGGUCUAAAUGGGUCACUGAGAACUCCAGUCGUUACGAAGAAGAAAAGGCCAAGUUGCGUCGAGCUGAGAAUAAAAAUGCCGAGGCUGCCAGUCGUGAGAUGGACAUUGGCUUGCUCAAACUUGAACUACCAGGUGCCCUCAAUAUCUUGAAGGGAGGCAUGAACCAGGAAAUUUCAGCGGAUGAGGAGUUCUGUCGCUGGUGUUCAGAACUUGCUGGCCACAAUUCCUUCCACAGGGCAUUCGAUGAGUUGCAGGAUCGCAAGGCAGAAGUGCUAUCUCAAUUAGACCAGUGCUCAAAGCAGCUAGAUCUGGAAGAGAGCGUGUGUGAGAAGAUGCGUUCAAAGUAUGGAGCAGAUUGGAGCCAGCAACCCAGCUCUCGACUCAAUACCAUGCUUCGAGGGGAUGUUCGAUCGUACCGAGAUACUAUCAAUGAGGCCAGUGCGAGUGAUUCCCAGUUGUCUUCCACAUUUCGGCAGUAUGAGAGUGAUUUUGAUGAGAUGCGGUCUGCUGGUGAAACAGAUGAGGCCGAUGUGCUUUUCCAGCGAGCCCUGAUCAAAGCCCGUUCAAAGCAUAGCAAGAACAAGGAUGAUGUUACCAGUCCGGCGCAAGGUACCCUGCUAGAUGAUGUAUAUGAUGAGGGCGGCGCCUCUGUUGCAGAGCAGAUUGCCAGCGUGGAGGAGCUCUUAAACAAAUUGGACCUAGUGGAGCAAGAGAAGUCCAAACUGCUCACAGAUCUCAAAAAUAAGACCCUUGCAGAUGACAUCACGGAUCUCUUGACUCUGAACAAAAAGACGAUUUUCGGUCAAGAAACCGAAUUCUUUCAGACACAGUUACAAAAGUUCCAUCCGCAUCAGAAAAUACUUGUGAAGGCGAAUCAUGAACAAUCACGUUUGAUGAAAGAACUCAACAGGACAUACGGUAAGCUUCUCGAGGACAAAAGAGUUCAAUCCGAGCAGUCGAGGUACAAGUCUAUAGAGAGACAACGCAAUUCCGUGAAAGCUCGAUACAAGAAAGUCUACGAAGCAUUCCAUGGCCUCUCGUCGGGUAUCAAGCAAGCACGAACUUUCUAUAAGGACAUAGGUGAAAAUGUCGACAGUCUCCGCAAAAAUGUCGAAACCUUGAUCAACAACCGCCGAUCCGAAGGUGCACAGCUUCUCAGCCAGAUCGAGCGGGACAAGGGCAUGGGUGAAAAUGCCGACAUUGUCCGCAGAAAUGCCGAAGCCUUCGCCAACAACCGCGACAAGUCUAGCGGUGUCCCAGAGCAAGAAGAUCGCGAGCGAGAGAAGCUGCGCCAGCUCAUGGAGCGCCUAUCAACGGAACCUAAGAAUUCGUCGACUUUACCCUCCACGGGGUUAGCAAAACCACCUUCAAAAAUCAAGUCACCACCCCCGCCCGUUCAGACGCCCGCGUAUGGAACCACCGGUCCGUCUCCAAAGCCAUCGCCCCGUUACCCGCCCACCAUGCCAGGCGUGCCCCUCUCGCACUCUCCGGCGCCCUAUGGGCAGUACAUGGGAGGUGGUCCAGGGGCUUACCAAGCCCAGCAUUUCCAGCAAGGCGCCGCGGCUCCUUUAUCCGAGGGCUACAACCCCAUGGCAUAUCCUUACCAGACCCCCGUGUCCCCCCCCCCGAACCAGCAAUUCUUCUCUCAAACCCCGACCCCAUACGGCGGCUACUCGAAUUCCGGCACGCCGGCCCCUGGCGCUGGUCCUCAGCCAUCGCACUAUAUGGCUCCCCAGGGCUACAUCCCCCCUCCACCUCCGCCGCGCCCCCAGCAGACAGCCUACCCUCCUACGACAGGUGGUACAUAUCCCUCUGGUCCUGGUGGCUAUGCGCAGAGUAGACAGUACGGGCACCACAAGACCCCCUCGCAAUCGCAAUCACAGCCACAGUCCAGUUCCUCCGCCGAUCCAUGGGCUGGUCUCAACGCCUGGAAAUAA
This is a messenger RNA of Penicillium vulpinum, 3057 nucleotides long. RefSeq names its product putative signal transduction protein BroA (gene bro1). Gene Ontology annotation, molecular function: protein binding. The coding region runs from base 1 to 3057 and encodes 1018 amino acids. The record is from RefSeq and is a predicted model, not a curated record. NCBI's taxonomy places the organism in Eukaryota, Fungi, Ascomycota, Eurotiomycetes, Eurotiales, Aspergillaceae. Gene Ontology annotation, cellular component: endosome. The transcript has 3 exons. Gene Ontology annotation, biological process: protein transport to vacuole involved in ubiquitin-dependent protein catabolic process via the multivesicular body sorting pathway.